Messenger RNA from Chiloscyllium plagiosum (whitespotted bambooshark), 585 nucleotides. It is a transcript of the gene cunh10orf53, whose product is annotated as chromosome unknown C10orf53 homolog. The record is from RefSeq and is a predicted model, not a curated record. NCBI's taxonomy places the organism in Eukaryota, Metazoa, Chordata, Chondrichthyes, Orectolobiformes, Hemiscylliidae.
UGGAAUGCCACAGGCAGCGCUAGUGACAAUUCGUUACGGGCCGUAUGAAUCCUGUGGGGUGGUGGAUUACAGGACCAGCCGCCUGCAGGGCUUGCAAGCAAUGCUGGAGGCCAAUGGACAUCAUUGCAUUCUCGAACAAUUCCUUGACUGGAACAUGGUGGAGCUUAUCGUGAAAGGAGAGUCUGUCUUCACAUGCAAAAUAACAGAUCUUGAUUUUGGAGGUGAUGGGAAAUUGGACCCAAUUUGCAAGGAGGCAGUGAAAGCAGUGAACGAUGCUUAUUGACCAGCAUUGAAAUUGUACUGUCAUUUAUAUCCUCACUCCCUAAACAUGUUGCUGCUAAGUUGUUUCAUUGCUUUGUCUCAAUUUCUGACUUCUGCAGAUAAUGUGGAUAGUCCUCCAGGGAUUUAGGGGAUCUAGCAGUGUUCUACAGCUGAGCCCAAUUCAAUAGUUCUGCAUUUAUUGUUUAGAAAUCUUAGCAGAAUUAAAUAAAACCAAUUCAUGCAUACACUGUUGUCACAUUAUUCUUCUACCUCCUCCGUGAAAUCCCACCUGUGUACCUAAGCUGGCUGCAUUCACAAAUAAAU